UUGUACCAAUAAACAGCUAUAUCAAUGCCCCUGCAUAUCUUCACGCCAUUCAGUUCCUUGCCGAACAUCGAAUGUAAGGUGCGCAGGGCUGAAAUGAAUACAAAUAAGAAAACACUUAGGCCCGCCGAGGUUGUCAUCUUUAACCAUGAGCACUUCAACAACAACAACAACGAGUUCCGAUCGGGAAGCGCCAAGGAUGUCGAAUUGCUGCAAACGACCUUCAAGAAGCUCAAGUGUGGGGUGACGAUCAUUCAGGAUGCAACGGUCAAGCAGGUCAGGAGCACUGUGAAAUUGCUGGAACAGAAAAACUUGGAGGAUCACUCAGCUUUAGUGGUGGUCAUAUUGAGUCACGGCCAGCGACACGAAACGAUAGCCGCCUACGACGGAACGUAUGAUCUGAACUCGGAUAUAAUCCAUCCCAUAUCGCGCAACAACACGCUGAACGGAAAGCCAAAAAUCUUGUUCAUUCAAGCCUGUAAGGGCGUCAGAGAGGUGACCAUACUUAAAGGAAUGUUCGCCCAGGUUUCCAGUUUUCCCGAUCUUCCCUGUAAUGUACUAAAGUGCUUCAGCAGCUAUGAGGGAUUUGUCUCCUAUCGCUGGAAAGAUGGCACGCCCUUCGUCAGGCAACUGUGCGAGACACUAGAGGAAAGUCCGCAUGUCGACAUUGUAACCAAUAUGGAUCGUGUUCGAUUAUUGGUAAUGCAAUCGACCAACAAUGCUCAAGUACCUUCGGUAACCCACUCACUGAGGACCAAGUACGCUUUUGGAGAUUACAUAUAAGAUUUUAUAAAAAAAAAAUGUCUUUUAUGUUUUUAUAUUAUUUUUUUAUAUCAACCCUAUAAUAUAAUCCUUCUUCUCGCCUGGCAGUACCAAGAUAUUGCUGACACAUAAUUAAAAUUGUUACAUACAUACGGAUAUAAAUGUAAAAUAUAUAUUAACACAAUUAAA
Molecule: messenger RNA, 948 nt
Organism: Drosophila mojavensis
Lineage: Eukaryota; Metazoa; Arthropoda; Insecta; Diptera; Drosophilidae
Gene: Damm
Product: caspase
Exons: 5
Coding region: 25-780 (251 amino acids)
Biological process (GO): apoptotic process; proteolysis
Cellular component (GO): cytoplasm
Source: RefSeq, a predicted model, not a curated record